Messenger RNA from Xyrichtys novacula (pearly razorfish), 30122 nucleotides. Lineage: Eukaryota; Metazoa; Chordata; Actinopteri; Labriformes; Labridae. The record is from the annotation of a GenBank genome assembly.
AUCAUCGCUGCAAAUACAGCUCCGCUGCCAUGUUUGCACUCUGCCUCUGGAUGGAAAUCGUUGCCGCAUAGACACUUUUUCAUUUCAUGUCUCUCGAUUUCGUCCGUCAUCAUGGCGAUAUAGUAAAGAGUAAAUGUCCUCGCUGGUUUUAUAGUCGGUCUUUGAGCAGGACACUUCUUGCACCAUGUCAGCCAAGGCUCAGGGUGAGUAAUAUUAGCAGUUAUUGUCGACAGCUCAGUAAGCUAACACUGCCUGACUCCUUUCUCUGAAGACACGACUGUAGGCCUCAGACCAGCUACAGCAAAAAAUAGCUUAAAUUUAGACCUGCGUUUGGGCGAUACUGUUGAAGAAAAAUGUCGUUGAAACCAAAAUGUAGCAGCUUUAUUAGCAUUGAUCCGAAAAUCUGCCUCUCGUGUAUUUAUUCAUUGGUGUGUGUUGGGCAGGUUGGACCAAAGGCUAACCUGGAUGCUAACGGUAGCUUUGUUGUGAACAGCUGAAUAUGGUUAGUUUAUUCUCGCUAGCUGCAGCUAUCCAACUUUUAUUUCACUGUGGAAACGUUACAAAUAUGACUUACUUGCCAUUCUUGAGAAUAAAUGACCGUAGAAGUGAUUUAGUAUAUGAAUUUGGAAACGAGGUUGUCAAGCCUAGGUCAUUUAGCAUAAAUGAAAGCUAAUGCUAGCCGCCAUAACAUUACCUAUAGAUGCUGUUGCUGAACUGGUUUCAUACUUGGCACAGGUUAAAGAAAACACGUUAAAUGAUCGGUGUAUUUAACUGAGUCAGUUGUAAGUUAGUGUUGUUUUAACCCUCGCCGCUUAUCGACUGGUUUGUUAUUAAACUCACUAAAGAUCAAGUGUGUAAGGGCGGCGAGAUAUGACGCAGUUCAGUGAGUGUGCAUCGAUCAUCAUCGCACGAUAUUGGAAAAUCAUUGAUCAUUAACCGCUGGCAGGAGACAGUUUACACAACCAGCCAAAACAUUAUAAACCCUUUUAGACCAUUUCCACCAUUAACUGUAAUUUUAGGACACUGUUAAUCUUGAGUUUUUGAUGCCAUGGUUAGACAGAUGAUUGUUGUUAUUGCUUGUCAUUGCAGGUUUUGUGGUUGGUUGUCUUUGCUUGCUCAGGUGUUCACAAUGUUGUUGAUGAUUCGUGUACAUUUCUUGGUUUUGUAUAUAUAUUUAUAUAUGAAUGAUUGGAGACGUAAUUUUACUGCUUUUCUAUCAGUUUGUGGAUUUGAUUAAAUCGAAGCAUGACAAAGUUUGUAAGCUCUGGGUCUGUUCCUUACUGAGUUUGAUUGUAAAGCAAGCAAAAGCGAUUCUCUCUGUUUUUCAGGAAAUAUUUUCUGUAAGAGAAAUAAGGGAACCUUUUCAAUAAGAUUUUUAAAAAUUUGUGCAACUGAACGAACAGUUUCUCAAAACAGUAGACAGGUUUCUUGUGUACAAACAAUUCUAGGUGCGCGCGCAAUCAGGGGGCAAACAAAGCCUGCUUCGAAGAGAACUGAUACCAAUGAAUAUGCCGUAUUGUUUGCAAGUUCUCCCUGACCCAAUUGCAACAAAAUGUUGUUUCAUUGAAAAAUCGCUUUGUCUUUCAUCGCAUCAAAACCAGAAAAACACUUAUUUAUAUAUUUUCUAUAUUGUAUAUAUAUAUUACCUUCUUUCUUACAACUAUUUCUACGUUUACUACCUUAAUUUCACUUGUCUAUUGCUCUCCAAUCUAGUUGUACUUUUAGUAUAAUGACAAUAAAGGACAUUCUGACUUGCUGAAAUGUCCAUGAAUUUCACUCAAUUUACCAGGUUGUGACGUUGUUUUAGAUGUUCCUUCUGUCAGGAGCAGGGUUGUAAUGUUUGUUGAUUGUUUGUUGUGCCGAUUCAUGCAGUUUACAGCACAACAGCUCCUUGUCAUUUUCUUUCUCCAUUGACUCCGCUAGUAAACAAAUAAGAAAUGUCCCACUUUCUGCCCCCCUGGCUGCGCGCACCUACCUGCAAUGACGUUGCACAGAAAUCUGUCUAUAGCAGGGCUUACAUCACUCUAAAAUAGUACGAUUUUUUUUCAUCAUGAGUGUUUCUUGAAUUUGGGUCCUUGGCCUAGAUGAGAGAAAUAACAACAAAAAUGAUACAAGCGACAACAACCAAUGUAUGAGCACUGUAUAGAGACUCAUUGUAUCAUAGUCAGAGCAUCACUUUCUGUGCCCACGCCACCAUGAGCUCUAUAUACAGUACUUGUGUGUUAGGAUGUCGGCAUCACUAUGUAAUACUCCACCUAAAUGCUAGUUGGCAGUGCAACUGAUGUAGUUAUGUUGCAAGGCACAUGGACCUAAGACAUCGAACAAGGGAACGAUUAAGCAGAAAGGCAAAUGAUGUUGAUGGCUCAAAGUCAUAGACUGUAUAUAGAAUGGACGCCAUCUGCCUCCUCGCUGGGUGAAGCCACUCCGAGAACGGCACCCUCUGGUGACGGGCUGCAAUAUAGGUCAUAAAUCCCGCCUCUGCCAGCAAAGCUUAUGGAGCUGUGGACAAACUUUAGAAAUUUAUUACACAGAACAUACAUUUUUUUCCCCCCUGCUUGCGAUUUUGACAUGUAGUUACUGUAAGACUGGUUUGUGCUCAAUGUUGGUUUCAGGAAAUGGAGAAAAAAACGUAGAAUUGCAGAGAGUUGUUUGGCUUCAAAUCUGUAUACUGGCGGAAGGCCGAACCAAGUUGUCCACAGUACAGACAGUCUAUGCUCGAGGUAGUCUGUACCGGUUCUCUUACACAACUGGUUUUCGAUUGCCAUCCCUCUCGUAAUGUGACAUGUAAACUGAGUUCUGAGAAGAGGAUUCUGGCAGACCUUGUCUGGCAAUCAAUAACUUAGCUAAACCCUUACUUAAUCCUAUAUUAUAUUUGGCUUUCCCGAUGAUGUUUCAAACAUUUCUCAGCCCAAACCGAUUGCCUAAAGGUGUAGCGCUCAGUGAAGGGCUGCAGCUGUGCACAGGGGUCUUGGAGAAGCUCUCUAUUAGAUCACACCCAUGGUUUGAUGAAAUAGGUUGAUUGAUUGAUCAUAUUGCUGUGGAAAAUAUUUGGUUUAAAUGAAUAUCACAUCUGAUAUUGUUUUGGCCAUUACAAAAAUCUCAUUUUUUUCUACGAGUAAUUUGGCUCUUACUUGCCUCCAUUUAAAGGUAAAAUAUUUACGCCCCUCUUACACUUUUUCUGCAACGUGUAACAACCAAAGGAGUAACAGUGAGGUGAAGUCAUUCCGCCUUUGAUUCCCACACAGGGGUAGCAGUAACAGAGGCAGAAUGGGUGGUAGGGGGUGGUGAUGUGCAGCGUCAGAGCUGGAAGCGUGGAACAGUGCUGUGUGUACCAGCAUGUCUGGUUGUGUGUGUAUGUGGAGCACUUGCUGUGUGUUUACAAGCCGUGCCUCUAGUGUUUACGUGGGGAGCAGUGUGUACAUAAAGAGGGGUAAUGAUGAGGGAACUGCAUCCCAGUGCAUUUGAAGAAUUGAAGUGUGUAAGAGGCAGUUGAUUAAUGUUUCCAGGGAUUGAUCAUUGAGAAUACUUUGAAUUUGCAUCCCUAUCAUGCAUCCAGCUUUAAUUUGUCAUGUGCCUCAGAAAUUGUAUUGAAUUAAGUAACACAUGGCAUGCUUUGGGAUACAGAGCUGAUCUAAUAAGAAUUCCUCUUGACAUUUUAAACAAGAUGUAUUGCACUAUUGACCAGCUUUUGACUCCCUGGUCUUGUACAAGCUCAUUACAGACAAAUUGGUACCAGCAUCUCUAAUUUUAGUGUGCUCUAGGUUAAAUAUGCAAAUAUGCAUUUGAUUGCAUAUUUAUAUUCAUAUGAUUUUUUAAAGUAUACAUGUUUACAUGUCAUCUUGGGUUGUUGGUAUACACCGUCUUUAAAAAAUAUUAAAUUUUGAUACUGAGCUCAAAUGAGAACACGGUAAUACAAUGUAGCUAAUUGGUUCACCGUAAGGGAUAGUAGUGUGUCUGUAUGUGAUUUUCUAAACAUCCUGCUGUACGUGAGCUGCAGAUGAAGAUACUACAAGUAAACUCUGAAUCUAGGCUUCUUUAUCAGUGAGUGAAGGUUGUGUGGUAAACACUCAAGUGCUGUUGGUGACCAGUAUGCAAGCCCAAGGCAACAGGCUUCACAAAUGGACCAAUGAGCGAAUGACUGUGUACAGGAAGUGCCCAUGGGGGUUGUAGUGUCCUGGCAUCACCAAGAGUUCACGACUUCGGAUGCCCUUUAGCCUGCCAGUGUGGCUGGUGGGAGUGCCCGUGUUACCCACCAUGGUUGUGUUGUUGAUGCCCAGAGUUGGUUCUCAGUAUCUCAUAAUUUUAGAUAUUCUUAGAUAAUGUCAUUUUUCUUUUUCUUUUAUAUAUAGAGCAGAUUUAACAAAACCUUUGAGUCGUCAAAUCAAUGGAUCUAAAUUCCUCGUUUUUCCUUCCAACAAAAAACGCACUUUGGGUGACAUUGGUCAUGACUAAAUUUUUCCCAUCUGAAAUUGUUAUUUGUCUGCAAAAUCCUCAACCAGUCAGUCUGUAAUCUCGUGGCUACCGGAAAGAGUAAUAUUUAUUUUGAAUUUUCUUAAUUUUUCAUUUUUAGAGGCUUUCAGUUUUUCUGUUGGGUGACUGUCUUAGUACAAGAACCAUGGAUCCAUUUGUCUGUGCCCUCUUUGUAAGAUGGAAAACUUGUCAUCAUUCUGUCUUGUGUUUAAAUAAUGGGAUGUUCUUUGAUAUUCUCAAGUGUAUCUUUUAAGGUUUAGCAAUUGUGAGCUAUAAGAAAGAUGAGUUACCAGGUCUAAUGCUUUGUGCAUCGGGCUUAUUAUAAUUCAUUUUUAUUUCUUUGAUGGGAGCAGAGUUUGUGUAAACAAAACUGUCUUUCUGUUGCAGAUUAUGAUUUUGACGAAUAUGACAAACCGGGUGCUGAGCGGUCACGCAGGAGGAGAGGUGAAGAAGAUGACCUGGAGAGGUAAACCAUCUUUUUAUGGUUUUAUACCUCUGCUGGAAGAGUGCUGCUGUGUAACCUGCGGGAGGUUGAAAAUAUAGACAGAUUGUGGGCACCAUUUAUUCCCACUCUGUGAACGUACACUGUAAAAACAUACUUUUAAGACACAUAAAAAAAAAAAAUCUUCAAAAAUGUCAAACUUUAUUGGUUGAAUAGUGUGUUUGGCUUAUUUCAGGUUAUUUUUUCUUUGCUUCUAAGAAUACUUGAGGCCCCAGUUUAGCAUUUUUCAUAAAAAACAAGGAAAAUGUGAUCGACUGUGGGGGAAUACUGAUUCCUCUUUUAGGCUAAAGUGAUGUUUUGGUGUGUCAGUCAGAUAUAAGGGUUAUGUUAAGUCAACAUGUAGUUGUUCUAUUGUUUGCCUUACACACAAAAGGACCACAAAUCUCACGUUUAGGAUCUGAUCAGGCCUUUGUGUCAAUUGAACUCUGAUUACGAUGGAGAACAAUUAUCAUUUGCUCACCAUUGGCUUAGCCAACACCUGUGUAUCUGUGCACAAGCUGCUCCUGCAGCGUGUCUCAUGUAAGUAAGACAAGACAAACAGGGAGCGUGGGUGAGGGUCUACAUCUUCAUUUUUGGAGCCAACACUGUGUUGUAUAACAACAUUUGUGCAAUAUGGCCAGUGUACAGAUAGGUGGGAUUUGGUACUGCUGUUAAGCUAUCACAUGUCACAUACGGGCACCAGCUGAUAUGAUAAAUGAUGAAUGCAGACAUAGUGAGAGCUAGAGGACAAAAGCAGAGCACUGUUUGAUACAAAUCAGCCGUAUACUGAAAUGUCAACAUUUUACCACCCAUUAGCUUAAAAUUACUCAUAAAUAUUAUACACAUGAAUGAACUGUUCACGGUACCAUGAGACACGGCACAGGGAUUAAUUUUCAACAAACUUAAACCUUUUUAUAUAAAACUAGUCAAAUCUGUCGAUAACAACACUUUCAUCUCAAAGAGAAAAGAGAGGUCUUCAAAAGCACCUACAGUUACGCAUAGUUACAUUCAGAUAUAUACAGGCUUGACUAGACACAGCCAGCAUGCAUUUUUAUGUCCAUUUUCUAAAAACUUUAUUUAACUUGUGCUACUGCUCUGACUAGCAACAGUGACAACAUUGAAUAUUGCCAAACAUACUUUUGUUAAUCGAGGAUAGAGAGAAGUAAAGUAUCAUCAUCAAUCUAUAGAGGUAUAAAGGAAUUGCAAAAGAUUAGCUUUUAAUAACACUGUUGCCAUUAUCGAUUCUGUUUAUCAAUUCCUGUGGAUUAUGGUGUUUGACUAAAGUUGGCUCAUACAGGUUUUCUGUGACAACGCAAUUGUUAUGAGUUUUCAUUACCUUCACUGUCUAGCUAAUGAUCCCUGUGGGAUAGAAUAGCCUCUGGGUGCCGUAGAAACACAGGGACUACUGCAGAAAGCUCACAGUCUUAUAAAGUGAGGGAUUUUUACAUGAGGUCAGUGUGUCCUGCUGCUCUGAUUAUAGAGCAGACUUGUAGACAUAACAACAGUAUUACGUCAUACAAAUGGAUUAGAUGACUUUUAUCUUUAGCGUGCCAUGAUAAAAUUCCUCAACUCCUUAGUUUCUGCCACAUCAUUGUUUUGCAAGGAGCCCUGAACUUAGAGGAAGCCAUCGAUCAGGGAACGGUAAAGCGUCAAGGCCAAAUUACGUCACCGGCCUGAACUAGUUGGAACUGUUUCUCAUCCGGUUUUUGAUUCACAUCCCUACCAGUCCUCCAGAGAUAUUUUUCUUGAUAAUUUUUUUGAAGACUUGAUCAUGACAGGUGUUGUGGAAGAUCAACAUAACUCAGUAAAAUAAUGCACAGGGGACAGGAUGAGAUCUGAAGAGCAGCCUGGAUGUCGUUUAUUGUACAGAUGUAGAAAUCAGUACAGAUGACAAACAGAGUCUUGACCGAACCCAAGGAAAGCCUCUUGCUUACAACCUCCCAGUCAUGAGGCUGCAUAAGAAGGCCAACCCAGCUUACUUGUAACCCCUUAAUAAAAGAUAAUCACUCUAUAUUUCUUUACCUAAAUGUAUGGAAAGAUUCUACUUCACAGGCAGCAUCCAAACGCACAAUGCCAUAAAGUCUGCAAUUUCAUCUGACUCAGCUUAACCUGUUCUUUGGUUGUGACUUCUCCUCAACAGUGAUUUGGAAGAGGAGUUACUGGAGGAGGAUUGGCUGUCAGGAAAAAAGGUAGGAAAAAAAGCCAGCUCAGUCUUACUGCUUUUUUUUGUGCCGUUUAAAAGGACCUAAGGUUGCUUUACCUGAGUUAAAAAAGUAAGGAGCACACAAAGAACUUAAGGGGCACAAUGAAAAUUGAUCAAAUAAUGUUUGUCUUAUUGGUCAACAUAAGUACUACUAUUUGAAAUCAAUUUUAGGUCUUUUGGUCACAUGACAUGGAAGCUAUUAAAGAACAUGUUCAAAAUGUACCUUUUAUAUUUAAUAAAAAAUUUUUAAUGACAAAUCAGGGAAAUAAAGCAGUGUGUCUUAUUGGUCGAUAUAAGUAUCAUUAUUUGAAAUCAAUUUUAGGUCAAUUGGUCACAUGACAUGGAAGCUAUUGAAGGAAAAUAGCCUUUUUUGAGAACAUCAACUGGUAAUUUAUUGAUGGUCCCUUAUUCAACACCAAGUAGAUUUUACCACGUUGCUGUUACUACUCUCCCAGUUAUGGAGAGAAAGAAGACACGGGUAGAUCUGCAGUGAAUGUCCGUUGAUUAUCCGACCUAAAACUAACUUCACCGUGGUAUUUACAUGAAAAAACAUUUGUUGCCUCGGCAGGCUUUUUUAUAGCACAUGUGCCCCUAAAUACAUUUCACAAUAUGCACACAUCUAUGUUUAGUCCCAAAUGCGAGUAAAAUGGUCGCUCUGUCGAGCCCUGAUAAAUGUAAUAAUUAUGAGAAAAGGACUGAGACAGGUGAGAAGGUUUUAGGGUCCAAUGGGAGCGUCAUGGGAGGUUGUAGGUUGUGAUGAACUUACAUUUUUAUAGCUGGUACAUCAAAACACUUUGGCUUGCCAGUGUGGUUCCUCUGCACAUGGACAGGAAAUGAUACCUAAACCAUUGGGUGUUAGCGUUGGUAGAACAUGUAGAAAAUAAAAGUGCAGUGCACUUGAAGCAGGUGGCUCCUCCACAGGGGGAAAUGUUGAUGUGAACCAGGAGGAAGUACAGUGGACAAAAAAGAGCCUUGUUGACCUGCCCAGAUUGCCUUCACCACAUGGGAAUAGAGCAUCCUUUGGGGUGGGAGGUGGUCCCCUGCCCCCACACCUCACAUACUAACAAACAGCAAAGGAAGUGCAGUGUGAAAUUAAAAAAAGAACAGACCAUAAUGUGACUGUACUUUUGUAUCAGAACCCCUCAGAAGUGUCUGAUGAGGAGCUAAAUGAUGACCUCCUGCAAAGUGACGAUGAAGAUGUGGACAUGAGGUGAGCUAGUUGAGAAAAGUUUUGGAGUCUGUAAUUUUUUUUGUAGAUUUAAAGCUGAUUAAAGUUCAACAUACAAUUGAUCUCAUUAUAUCCUGACACGUAAUGUUGCAUUUCUGUUUUGCUCGUUUUCAGCGGUCAGGAAGUCAGCCUCAAUGCCACAUAUAGCUUCGGCGCAUCCUAUGAGCAGCAGGGCAACUCACAGGAAACAGACUACACAGAUGACGUGGUGAACCUGGGUGCAGAGGGCUGUGAAGAAGGGGAUGUCGACGAGGAGGGGGGCUACCAGGAAGAAGGGGGGGAGGAGGAGUACACGCAGGACUACAGCCAGGAUGAAAACACAGAGAUGCACGGAGACCAAAUGGAUUACACAGAAGAGCAGGCUGAGGGUGACGACGGUUACCAGGAUGAAGUGCUAGACAUCCAAAUCAAUGAGCCUUUAGAUGGUGAAUUUCAAGUGAGUUCUCACAUUUGCCUACUCACACUAAAAGCUCCACAAACACACACACACACACAUGUCCUCCCACUCCCUUUCUGUCUGACUCUGUUGUGUCUCAGAGAUAAUGUCAGUUUUCUCGUCUCUGUAAAAGGACAGUCAAGAUUGAAAAUCCAUUCAGGUGAAGGAGAUGUUGGUUGGCGUUUUUGGGCAGGAGAGGAUUAGAUUCAUUAUCACCCCCUGUCAGUUAAUUUCUCCAUCUUGCUGACAAAGUUUGUGUUGACAGCUUGUUUGGCAUGAGGUAAUGCUCUGCUGUCGCCUUCACAUCCCCGCGCCUUUGUGACCUUGGGCGCUGUAUCUUUGAGGGAGUAAGAAGCUGCUUUGUGUCGGGGAGAUGUGCUGCCAAUCGGCGGAGGUUAAUGUGGGGGGCUUUUAUCUCGGGCUUUAGACUGGAUCUGAUAAAGUCUCAUGCAGGUGAAAAGAUUAUUGACCUUCCCGAGGACACCCCAUACAGUUUUCUAAUGAUUGAUGCGAGUUUUCCUUUCAUUCGUUUCCCUUCCCCUCUUAGCCGGGACUAAGAGGAUCAAAGAUAAGACCAGAUCCAUGUGCAAAUGUCCGUUAUGGUCCAUUUACCAAGGUGUGAUGGUGUUUGGCACCUGACAGAGAUAUAUUAGCCUUCCUCCUCUUUCCAAACAAAGAUAAGAUGUUGACCUUACGGAGGGCGUGUGGCACGAGUGGGUGCUUAUUUUGGAUUUUGUGGAACGUAACGUUUGCAGGCGUGUUUGUGUGUGUGUGUGUGUGUGUGUGUGUGUGUGUAUUAUGUGUAAUAACUGUUUACAAGGUCACUAACCUGCCUGGCCUUGACAUUUUGCUCGCCACGGUAUUCAUUGAGUGCUAUGUGGAACAGUUUAAAGGAUUAAGCGGUUGUGUUCCCUUGAGGCUGCCUGUCCAUCCGUCUGGUUUGCCGAGUGUUUUUUUUUUUCUUUUCUGCAUUAAUAUGUGCUGCUGUUUGGCAGGUUAAUGGAGCGCAACACCAAACACUUCGAUGUGACCUACAGUCUGACCUUAUUUAGCAAUGAGUUUUUGUUUCAGGCUGUUGUGCUGAUUGGUUGUUUGACUCACCAGUGCCCCAUAUACCAUUAGAAGGAGCGAUUGGGUUAACUGGGGCAACGUAAAUCUGUAAAGCAAGCAUCACUCCUCGAAGAGAAUCCCCUUGAAUUUCUUUGUGUAACAGUAAAAACUGAUUUGUCAUCUCACAUAAUGUUUAUGCCGGGGUGAUGUUUUUGGCACGGAGUCAUGAACUUGCAGGGCGGCCAAUAACAGCGUGAUUUGCGAGGAGUCAAGUCAAUGAUAUUUUCACCAUCACUGAACUGGGGAGAACUGUUUUUAUCUGCGCCUGCAUUUCUGUAUAUCAUGUCAAACAUUUACAUCUCAUUGAAUUUCAAAUGCUGUCAGGAAUAGUAAUGAAGCCAGGCUCCCACUGUUAUGGUAAUUUGGGUUGGGAGGAGGGCUUGCAUGGUGUCUCCCCAAAAUCCUCUGUGUAACAUUUUAAUGUUUGCCUUUGUGCUUUUUAAGGGUUUUUAAAUAAAAAGGUCAAAUUUCUUUAAAUCCUUAAUAUGAUUUUAAUAAUUAACUGAACCUCAAAUGGUUUUUACACAUCCAUAUUUCUUAACAUAUUCCCUUGAAUGUCAGUCGGACUCAUCCAUGUAUGUCUUGUGUUUAUAUGUAUAGCUCCUGUUGUAUACUGCAGCAGCACUGCCCUGCAAAAACAGAUGUCAUAAUCGACGGUUAUUCGGCAGUGGCGAAAUCACAGUCAGCUGUUUAUGAUCCUUCUCAAAAUAUUUGUCUAAAUCUGUCUUAUCCAUGCACUCUUUUUAGGACGAUGAAUAUCAAACCUCCUAUGAUGAGCCUCUGGGCGAACACGAAGUCCAACAGGAGGCCGCCCCAGAGGAGGAAGCGGGGGUUGAGGGAGGGGAGGGAGAGCAGCAGGAAGAGGAGGAUGAAGAUACAGCCGAAGGCUCCCAGGUCCCUGACAUAGACGAGGUAUGCUGGGACCCCUAUAUCAACAACGCACUUCUUCUUUUUGGUUGAUAGUCAUUGAUUCCCACUUAUUUUACAGGAGCAGAUCUGGUUACAUAAUAUUAUAUUUUAUAUUUGAGCUUUUUAUUACAGCUCAGUGGAGUGAUUUGGGGAAUUUUUGGUGUUCAAUAUGUUUAAAAUAUUUUACAUGUCUGCUUUCCUGAUGUAUUUCACAGUUGCUUAAGAUGUUUUCAAAUCUCUUGUUUUGUUUGACAGCGUAUUCGCAUAGGGAACAAAGAAAGCAGAAUAUUUCACAUAUUACAGAUACAUACAUAUCAUAACAUUCAAGGCAUUUUUCCUUAAAACACACAGAUUAAAUUCCAACAACUGCAUAGGAGAGCAAGUUUGGCCCUACUGACCCUAAACUGAAACCAGCUGUCCUGAGAGGCAGUAGUGAAGGAUGUGUGUGUGUGUCAUCAACUUUUGUUUUUAAUCCUCUAAAAACGUCUCCAGGGGGAAAAUGAAGCUGUGCCUGAAGAUGAAGCAAAGGACGAAUCUGAUGAGGAGGAUGAAGAAGACGAAGAGUCUGGUCGCAUACGGUUCAAAUCGGAGAGAAAAGAGGGCGCUGUUGCACGGUUGGCUGAUGCAGGCAGUAAAAGGAGGAAUAUUCCCGAAACACUUGGUACAACUUAUUUCUGCAAGCAUAAUUCAUCCUUUACUUUGAGAAAUUCAGAGUAGAUUACUUCCUUGUGCUCUGUCAAAAAUCCUCAUUGUCUUCUUUAUUUUUGUUCUAAAGCUGGAGCUUUUUAUGAAGGUUAUUGAAGAAGUGAACUUUUUCUCAUUAGAAUUAUCAGAGAAGGCCAAACAAGACCUGCUGCAGUUUGAGGAACAAGAACGGCAGAGGAAACAAAGCCGUUACGGAGGCAGAGGCAGAGGAGGAGGAGGAGGAGGAGGAGGGCGAGGAGGCAGAGGAAGAGGAGGCUUCCAAUCCUUUGGAAUGGCAGAUUUUCGAGGAGGAAACAGAGGACGAAUGAAUGACCAGCGGAUCCCUCUGAUGGGAAACAUGGGCAUGCAGGUAAGCUAUUAUUAUCUACCACCUAAACAAUGCCUCACGUCUCCCUCCCUUCACCUGCCACAGGCAAAACAAGGUUUGUCAUCUUUGUGCCAGAUGUUUGGUUGUUUGCUGCGCCUUUCUUCACCGUCUAAGACCUCCAGAUCCAUCGCCAAUUGCACAUGUAAAAUGUCAGAACACUGUCCCAUAUCAAUGUUGAUAUAUGGAUUAUGGCAGCAUUUGGCAGUUGUCCAUUUAGACGGCAUUAAACAAAAUCGGAUUUGUUCUUUGCCUGGGAUUUAGUUCCUUGUGGGCUUUUGUUAUUAGAUACCUUUCCAAGCAUUUAAUCCUUUGAUUUACAUGGCUCAUCUGGCUCAUCAGGUCAUACAAGACUAUUUGAAGGACUAAAAGGAAAGCCACUUUUAAUGUGUUACCUUAAAAAAGUGGCGGAGGAACUCGCCGGAUGUUUCCACAUUUUAAAGGUUACCAAAGAAACCAAAGAAGCGUGCUGACAUGUUGAAACACCAGUUCACCAUUGUGUAUUCUCAAGGCAGAGUUUAACCUCAGCUCAUUAUUCUUGCGAUUUUUUUUCUUCACUCAUUUAACGAUAAUAGGCCGUAAAAUUGAAAACAAACAGAUCCAGACUGUAAAUGAAAUUUAAUGACAGAUGGCCGACACGCCGACACCACAAACAUCCUGCUGACUGCUGUUAAUGAGCUCGUACUUUUUACACCAUACUGCAGAUUUAACCACUGGACUAAUUUGGUCACUGUUUGACGACUGUUUGUUUGUUUGUUUGUGUAUUUAUCUGGUUGUUUGUUUGCGAGGUGAAACAGAUAGACUCGCCAAUUAUCAAGGAGCAAUUUGAAACAUCACCUGUUGUUAUUAGUGUUCAUUUAGGAGUUUGUGCGUCACUGGGUGAUGAUUUCCAAUAGUGGCAGACAGCAGACUCUUGGUUUUGGUCUUUGUUUCGAAGUUGUUCUAACACUGGUUCACUUCAGGAAUGUACAUUUGAUGCUUCAAGAAACUUUGGCUUUGGUCUUUAGACUUAAAAAGACUUUUAAGUAAAACGUGUGCUUUCAAUCCUCAGGGGAGGCUUUGCAUACAUUGACUGGAGGACACCAUAUUUGCUUUUCUGUUGAAUUGACUUGUUGGUGUGACACCAUAUGCCUGAAACACUGACAUAAGAAACUUCCCAUUAAGAAGUAUGUUUUGACAGGCUGUCUUGGUUUUUUCUCUUCUCUCCCCAUCUCUUUCCAAUUAGCAGCAAUCCUCCCGAAUGCCUCCUCCUCAUCAGCUUCAUCAGCAGCAACUGCACUCCCAGCAGCACCAUCCUUCACGUCCAAGAGGACUCCCUCCUUUCCAAGACCACGGGCGCCCACUGGCCCAGCAGCCUCUACAGCCCCUCAUCCCCCCGCACAUGUCUCACCGCUCCCCACCUUUGCGGCCUCAGAUGGAGCCACCGCCGCGGAUGAUGAGCUCCCCGCCACCCAGCUUCCCCCAGCAUCACCAGCAGCAGCAGCUUCCACAGCCCAAAAACAUCCACAUUAACCCGCAUUUCAGAGGGCCUACGUCUUCGUCUGUACAAGGUACGCUCCUCCAUCCUCACUCAGAGGUCUACUGCCAGGCUUUGUUUUGUGCAUCUCAAAGAAAAAGGUCAUGCAUUUUUUUUCUUCUAAUCCCAAGAUGAUGUCUAACCACAAUUAAGCUAUUUACUAUUGGCAUAUAUGCAUGAGGUAUGAGUGGUAUAAAGUGAAGAUAGGCUUAUCAUAAUUAGGGAUGCACCGAUCCGAUAGAAAUCGGCUCCAAUAUUGACAAAUGAACUGGAUCAGGUAUCUGAUGAAUGACGCCAAUCCAGUGUUCCGAUCCAGUCUUUUUUUUCUUUUAAUCAAUAUCAAACACAACAACACAGCGAUUCUGUUCACUCUAUAUUCUAUUUCUUUCUAUCCUUUUGCUCUAAAUAUUUACAUGGAAGUCUUACUUCUUUGUGCUCUGUGCUAAUGUGCAAUUUGUUAUUUGUUAGUAAAUAAUAUUAAGUACAUUUAUAUCUGUGUUAAUUUUUUACCUUUUUUAAACGAGGCUAAUGUCAAGCCUGACGCCUUCACUCACAGGGCAAGGUUUACAGUUCAUUCAUUCAACAGUAGUAUUGGAUUGGUAUCAGGUAUCGGCCGAUGCGCUCAGCCCCAGUAUUGGUAUCGGAUUGGAUCGGGAAAAAAUGGACCAUCUCUAAUCGUAAUUGAAUGAAUCUGGAACAUUUUUACAGGGUUUUUUUCUGCUGAGUUUUUUGAGUGUAUUAUUUUGUUUUAAGCCAAACCAAACAGCAGGAUAUGAGCUCCCUGAUGAGGAUUUUAGUGCAAAGUUAUACCAGCUUACCUUAGUCAAUUCUUUCUUUAUGAAGACAAACAAAAUGCUGUGGUUAUUUUCGCUGUAGAAAUUUGCUCUAUCUUGAUUUUGAAAAUCAGAAGCUUCAUCUCGUCCACAGUGGAGCAGCGCUAGUUAAACAGCAAGAUGCUGAGUUGAGGUGUAUGAUGCUGUCAUAGCUGGCAGUUAUCCUCGCGGUGUCCUGAAAGGUGUCUGGAUUAGAAUGUCAUUUUGUUGUUUGCUUGAAUGACAAGUGAAUAGCUCUCUCAGCCAGUAAUGGGUUUAUCCUCCAUUUCUCUUCUGGAGGCAUCACCAUUUCAUUCCCUGAGAUGGGUUUAUCUGGCCUGUCUGCCCAGGCCAAGAUUGAAAUUUUGUUAGCAAAGCAUGUUAGCACAGAUAUGUGUGUGUGCGUGUGUGUGUGUCAUUGUGUGCAAGUGUGUAUGGUUGAGAUUUUACUGCUGAGAGGAAGCCUGGAAAAUCGGGGAUUGCCUGUGGUUAUGAUUAAGUGUGAGCGUGUGUGUGAGUGUGUGCAUGCGUGCAUGUGCUUGUAUACAUGCCUAUUAUUUUUUAAGGGGUAGAUACCAAUUAAAUCUUCCGGUUGCAGAUAUUUACAGACUUUUACAGUUGCUCUUAUUGUGAAACCAGCAAAUAUAAUGCUGUAUGAUAUCAAAUAUAGCACAUAAACUUUAUUAUAUGUACAAUGUAAAAAUCCAGUACACCAAAAUCAUGUUUGUUCAAAUUCCAAAUCAAAUUGCUUUUUCUAAUUUGUUGAAUUUAGUGGUUUAUACUCGUGUAAUUCAUAUUUCCUUCAGCGCUCCGGUCUAAACCCAGCUGUGUAAAGAUGUGAGGGGGCAACUGUGAUAUAAAUUUAAACAUGUGUGCCUGUGAAACAGCCUUUAGCAUGGAGAUGUCUAAUGGGCUCCUCCCUUUCUGCUAUCAUCACCCUCUCUCUGCCUCCUGCCCUCUUAUUUUCAUCUCUCUUCCCCUCUUGCCCCCCUUCCUCUCGCUUGCCCUCCCUCUCUCUCUCCCCCCUCUCUAUCUCAUUGCAGUGCCCUUGAUGCCUCCUGCUCAGAGCCAGCCCAGACCUGCUGUGGGUCCUCAGAGAUUCCCCGUGAGUAGCAGCUGCUCCUCUCCCUCCCUUUCGCCUCACUUUCUCUCCCUCUCCACACGGUUCGCGUCCCUUUUUGUAAAGGCAAUAUCAUUAUGGCAAUUAGACCGCCUGCCCUGGCCAAACACUGUUAAAGCAAAUCUGUAAACACUGAUACCAGUCUGGCUGCACAACUGGAAAUGCAUGAUAGGGGCUUUAGGCAGUAGACUUUUGGAGGUCAGGGCGGCAGUGGCGAGACUUAGUUAGCAACUCUUCAUGGAUGGGCCAGGGCUCAGACUAGCUUGUUUGGCACAUAAUGGAAUUGUGAAACCAGGAUAAACUUCCAGUUAAAAUUCACUUUCCACAAGUUUGUGUCCCAAAGGCACCGAGACCUUUUUUGAACGGCAUUUGAAGUAAUGGAACAUGCUGGUAGUUUGAUGGGGCUUGGGGUGAGCCUCUUGCCUUUUAGCGCAGCACAUCCAGAAAGCUGAAUUUCACGUCAGAGAAAAGGGAUCUUAAGUCAGUGAUUUCCUGUAAGAAAAGGUCCUUUGUAUCACUCACAAAGAACCCACCCGAGAGAUGACAGAAAUGCCUUUGGAGUAAUUACUGUAUUGAAGGAAAUGGCUUGCCAAAAAGUCAGACAAAGUGCCUUUAGUUACUCCGUCCUUCUAUUUAAUGAUGCCCAGGCAUCAGGUGUUGCUGCCGCUGCUGACUGACAUCCUCUACAAAGUGCAUUUUGUAUGGAUUUAUGCAAAUGAGCCAUUGGAAAAUAGCUGCAACCAAUUGCGUUCAUGUGGAUUUAUGACCCUGUUGCCAAAUGAGUCAGUCUUUCACACCAGAGUCAAUCCAUCCAAAAACAAACAAACAAAAAAUAUUUGUAUUUACUUCUUUUCAACCUUCAGUGUCAGUAUUGUGCAGCCUCUGUUCCCCCGAGCUCUGCGAUCGUGUUAGAUUCUGAUAGCACAGUAGCAGGGAUCUGUUUUUGUCGGUUCCACACAAGAAGAUGAGUUUGGAAGGGUUCGCAGACAACUGGGCUGAUGAACAGCAUAGUGUUGGACUCCCUAGCUGUCAGUGGUAUUCAGGCUGCCGUUGCCAAGGACACAAUUUGAAAUGCAGGUGACAUAGCAGCCGGCAACAUUCCAUUUACCAGUGGGCACCUGAUUACUCAUGAUUAUCAUACAUUAUCAUCCCAUCAAAUUUAAUUGUUAAAAGACCGAGCGAGUGGGGGGUCAUUGCCUCUAGUACUACUGCAUUAAAUUCUUGCUGGUGGAGACUGGUUUUGAAAUAUUAAUCUCGGUGCCAAUUAAACUUAUUAGAAUAUUUAAUCUGUUGUAAUAAUGAUAUUCAGUUUGACCAAGAAAUCAAGAUGGUACCAAUAUUUUUUGAGAUUGAAAUCUUCUCAGAUGGCUCUCACAGCUCCUUCAAUCUUUUGUGAACUGUACCGUAUCAUGAACACAAAGAGAGAAUAUGCUCAAUACCUGCAGUUUGUGUGUGUAACUACAACAGAUUCAAGAAAAAAAACAUCCCUCUCUCCUCGAAUUUCCCUUCUUUAUAAAAUAAUUUGACAUUUGGCCCCUCUUCAUUAUAAAUGUCUUGGUUAUCCCUUCACUGUUAAGAACUAUCCUCGCAUCACUUACAAAUGGAGUAGCCCGCAGCCUGUGUAUCAAGGAUUAAAAGUGAGAGGAUGAGCUGUUAUUUAAGAGGUAUUAUAUGGACACCAGAGUCCUCAUUGUGCAAACCUGCCUGCCUGACCUUUUAGAACAUUAUGAUUGCGCCCCCUCUGUGAUCCCCCUGUCUUUGUAAGCCCCUUUGAUUAACUUUCUGUUAAGCAAGUUUUUGGGACUCUGGCCUUCUAGCUUUCGAACGCCUCUCCUCUCUAAAUACCGCCACGCAGCAGUGGAAUAAAGAUGGAUUAAGCCUUGAUAGCAUCUUAAGUAAUUUACAAUAGGCUUUGAGGAGGCAAGAAGCCCAUUUGUGGAAAUGCCACGUGUUGAAUAGCAGGUUAAUUUUUCAACAGAGAUGGAUGUUUAAAAGAAUAAAAGAGACGGUUAUGAGGGGGAUUCGAAUUCCAAGGAGGGAUUAAAGGGUUGUUAUCUAGUUUUCCUUGGUAGGGAGAUUGGAAGUAAUGUGCAUGCACUGAGGAGAAAGCUGCGAAACACACGCAGUGGUUGAAACAAAGGUGAGGGCACUUAUCCCUUUCUGAAAUACCCUUUCCUUGUUAGAACCAGGCUUUCAGAAGGUUUAUCAACAAAAGCCCAAGUAGCAUUAAUGCAGGUCUGCUCAUGAAUUCAAGCUGAAGGGUUUACUUUAAUACUGGCAUGCAUAUUGAUGUUUACAACUAGAGAUUCUGCGUCUUUUUAAUGACCCCAGCCUUUCAAUUACAAGCGCUCCCCACACAAUGCGAUUCUCCCCAACAAAUUCCCAUUUUUCAUUAGUUUAAUUUGUUUGUGAUUAUUGAGUUCCCAGUAUGGCCUAUAAUGCAUGACUUUCGCGUUUUCCCAGGGACCGGGAGACUUCCAGCAGCACAUGUCUGGUAAUUUUGGCCAGCCCCAGCGGCCCCCUCAUCACAUGGAGCCCUUUAGGAACCAGCCACCUCAAGGCCCCCAAGACAGAGAGCCCCUCUUUAUGGGAGGUGAGUCCCACACCCAGCCUUGACUUCGGUUACAAAGCUCUCUUAGCAUAUUUAAUCCUAUUCAGCAUCACCUCUGGCAGUAUACCUACAGGGUAUGCUGCUAGCUUUCUGCUGCUCUAUUAGCAGCACUCAUGUUAAAUGCAUGUGUAUAUAUAUACAUCUGAAUGAGCCUUGGAAACUGCAUUAAACAGUUACAUUGUGAUUCACUGAUUUCACUGACACCGUUGACGCAGAAGUAAAUAAAAAUCACUCGGUUGUUUACCUUUUAACCCUGAUAGAGCUGUCUGUUUUCCUCGUUCAAACAUUUCUAUAGUAGAUGUCUCGAGUAGGAGUUACCGAUAGAUUGAAAUUGGCUCACAAAGCAGAAAACUGACAUCACUGCUGUUGUUCUUUCGCUCUUUUCCUCGCGUGUGCACAGAGCGCACAGAGUCAGCACGGUUUCCUGGGCAGCACAUGUUUGAUCACCAGGGUCCCAGCCCUCUAAUGAACAACAACCACAACCUCCACCAUCAGCAGCAGCUGCCUGGUCAGGGCCACAUGGGCUUCGGCCCGCCAGGACCAGCCUUCAACCAGCCAAACCAGGGUCCAUUAGGGCUUUUUUCCAGAGAACCCCAAAGACCGAACCUCCCUCCCCACCAAGGUCACCAGGGGAUGGUGGGCUUGAAUCAACAAGGAGGCCCCCCUAAUCAGCCCAGGCCAUUCAUGAACCCUCGCCAACCAUUCGGCCAGCAGGGGAAUCUUUUCCCCCCUCCACAAGUCCAGUUUGGGAUGCAGGUACGACUAAGAGUAAGUGACUCUUAUAAUUAUUAGAAAUCUGUAUGAUUGUGUGUGUUGGUUGGUUUUAUCUUGUAUUAAUCUAGCUCUUUCCCUACUGUGCCGUGAAUUUGUUGACUGAAAAUUGCAGUUUGAUCAGUGUGAUGAGUUUUCAGAACAGUUUCCUGUCACUUUAAAUCCCAAUUAAGGAUCUUGAUGAGUAAUAGAUUUUUGUCACCGCAACAGAGUCUCUCAAGUUUUGCCUGUUUUUUUUUUUUUUUUUUUGCUCUAGAUCGUUAAAAUGACUUUUGUGAGAACAAUAAAAAGACCAGAGUACUGUACACAUAAAAAACAACAGAUUACAUAUCAUAUUCACUGGCAGUGAAGCACUGAGGAAAGACCUGUGUUUUUGGCCCCUCUGCACUUUGCCAAGAGACAUAGACAAGAGCUCCCUCAAGUGGACAAAUCACCAUUGUUGUAGCAAUUGUUGUGUAGCUACUCAAGCGCAGAGUUAGAGUUAAAUGUUUGCAGCAAGGCCGGAGUUAGUGUUGAGAUAAGAUUUCUGAUCAGUUCUAUCUGUGCUGUUGUAUAAAAUUCUAACAGAACGAACAUGAACACUUUUUUUUGUGUUCUUUAAACAAAUACAAGGCUCUGAUUUUGUGGCUUUACCCGUAUUUUUUGUUGUUUUUAUUUCCAGGGGUUAAUGCAUGGCCCUCCUGUGUCCCAGCUACCGCAUCACGACCCCUUGUCGUCCCAUCAGCCCCUGCACCAACACCAGCAACAUCACCGUCAGGAGCUACCCCAUCAUCAUCAGCAGCAGCUAAAUGUCAAUGAGCCUCGCCCCAUGAUGCACCAUGGCCAGAAUCCCUUCCACCAACAGCAGGCACACAGUAGCCCCAGGCAGAUGACUCCGCGCCCUCAAAACCCCCAACAGCGAAACAUGUCCAACAGGCAGAGGAUGGUGAGACAUUUACAUACGAGCUCAACAUUUCCAACUGAUGAAGGAAGUAAAAUGGUUCAUAUGUUUAAUGGCUGUCAUUUGAAUUCCUGCAUGUUGUUCGUUUUUUACUAUCUUACCCUAAAUAAAAAAUGGCGUCUUAAAUAUAUGAACAUCACACUGAUUGAUCUCCGUCGUGCCCUUUCUUCAGAACACGCCUGUCUCCAAGCAAAUGCAGCAGCGCAACAGCAACCUACGGGAGCUCCCUGUAGCACCGGGCAACACAAACAUGAACAGUGCCCGCCCCGCUGCCAACGUUAGGCCUGUUGCCAAGGCAACGCAGGGGGUGCGUCCUGGGCAGAACACUCAGCCUGUGCCUGGCAAUGGCAGAGGAAGAGGCCAAGUUGCUGCCAAGACUGAAUCCCAGCCUGGGGGAGAAGGCAGGACAGUGGUUCGCAAGGAAAUCCCAAGAACUCAGGCCAGCGCGGCACCACAGGUCAGCUUUUUAACACCUCAAGUACCACAAAAAAAAAACUGAUUUGUGCACCAUAAUAGAAAAAUUAAUUCUAAUACAUUUAUGAUAUGAUUUAAUUUUGAAAUCAAGAUAUCAAUAUGUAUCACGGAUCCAGAAAUGGAUUUGUAAAUUGUGUUUUUUUUUUCCAGCUAAAUUGACAGCGACUUGGAAAUUGUUCGCUGGGCCAAGCUUAUUAGUGUGCUGAGAAGCACUCUCAUUUAUUAAAAGCCCAAUCAUAAGGCUGCUAAUGACUGCAGUCUCAUUCCAUUGGAAAGAACAGAUCAAUACUCUUGCAUUUUCCUCUUGGGUUUUGGCUUUGAUUACAUCUGAGUGUCAGGCCAGCUAGUAUGGUUCAUAUAGGAUACAAUGCCAAAUGAAACCGCUUCCAGUAUGCAGAGACAGAAGCAAUCAUGCGCUCAGUUCUUUUUUUCAUUUCUUCUUCUUUUUUUUUUUGCUAUAGGACCCUGAUGAGGAUGAGGAGACGAGGCAGUACCGUCUGAAGCUUGAGGAGCAGAAGCGUCUCAGGGAGGAGAUACUGAGGAGGAAGGAGAUGCGACGGCAAAUGCAGGCAGGCGUCAGGAAGAAAGAGCUGCUGGACAGGCUCAACUCCACUCAGAUCCAAGGCACAGCUCCUGCACAGAACCAACCCCCACAACAGAACCAGCAAACACCGAUCCCUGCUCAACAACAACAGCAGCAGCAAGAACAGAGACAGCAGAACCAACUACAACCACAGCAGCAGAGACAGUUUCCCCUGAGAACACCACAAUCAAUGAAUCAGUCAUUAAAGGGUCCCAAUCAAGGCCCCCUCAUCCCUCCCAAUGGUGACUCUCAGACCCUUACCCCUCGUCCUAAUGUAAAGACACGUCUGCAGAUGGUUAAAGGAAGCAAUCAACAGCCACUGAUCCCUGGUCCCAAUCAGAACAGUGCUCUUCAGAACGUCAACAGACCUGGAUCUCAGCUCCAUUCCAACCAGGUCCCACAUAAAUUAACACCUGUACCCCCCUCUGUGGGCCCCGGCCAGGCUCAGACUCAGACUCAAGAACCUAAACCCGGAGCUAAAAGAACUGUUAUGCAGCGCGCCAAGAGCGUUGGUCCCGUUGACCAGCAGGUGCCGCAAAAAGUCAGAGUCGUCAAACUUUCAGGAGCGGUGAGCUCAAGAUUUCUUUUUUCUCUUCUGUGUUUUUUUUUUUGGUCCAGCAUUUAUUUGAUACUCUAUUUAACAGAUUUGACCCACAUGGGAAACGACAGGUUGGAAAUGAAAGGCCACUGACGUCUAUUUUGUAAUCUAGAAGACGUCUGACCUAUGAGAAUGACACGGUGAUGUCUGUGUCAUUUUGGCAAAAUUGAUCUGUUAAGAGUUUCCCCUCUUAAGCUUUGGGAACUGAUAUUUAAGCCUCAAUACCUACAUGUACAUUUUACCUUUAAGAACACAGACAGGCAUUAAAGAGAGCAGAAUGACAUUUAUCUGUACAUCUCAUCGCUGCUCUUAAAGGUUGAUAUCCUCUUUUAAGGGCAGAAGAGGAUCCUUCAAAGGGAGAAUGACAAUAAUACCGAAACAGUCUAGAAUAGAACCACUUCCGGCCUUUUUAGACUCACUUGAUAACUCACUGCUGUGGCCUUAAUUACACAUUAAUCUUUAUUGAAAAACCACAAAAGGCACGCAUGUUAAACAUUCAUACUUGUCGCUGAUGAGACAUGAUGGUAGGAUGUGAGAGUAUUCGAAAUAAGCGGAUUUCCGUCUCCAUCCCCGAGGAUCAAGCCACGGAGCUAAAAUCUCUGUCUGGCUGCAGAUGAAGAUAACUGGGUGUCAGUGCGUUAAUGGAAACCUGCGCAGAGCUAUCUGAUGUGCCGCAUCUUUGAGAGAAAAGAGGGAGUGGGAUGUGAGGUGGAGAAAAAGAGAGACGGAAACAGCCUAUAGCGGAGGUGAAAAGCAGAUUGUCUUGAUGCUCCCUCUUCCACAUUGUUCUGCUGUCAUCAGCGGCUGCUUGACAAUGUUAUCUCCUCCCCUCCUCCUUUUUCUUGCUCUCCUUUUUCCUCUCUGCCAUCCUUCAGUUGCUUUCCUUCCCAUCAUCCCAUCUCUCAGGUGUGAGGCAACAAAAGAAUGUCAAUCCAAGUCCCUUGUAAUUAAUCUUUCUUGGUUGAACAGGGGUGGCGGGGAGAGAGCAUAAUACCUGUGUAAGAAAGUUGCCACUUUUGAGGAUUUGGAUUUGUAUGGCUUAGGCACUCAGAUAAGAGGCAAAUUAUAUUUUCAUCAGGGAUAAUACAAAGCAACGCAAGACACAAAAGCAGGAGGAGGAGGGAGGGGGCGGGAGGGGGAUGGGGUACACAUCGAGCUGCUGUCUUUUCAGUGUAAUGCAGCUUAACAUUUGAUGGGUGCAAUCAGGAGCUGUGAUUUCUAUAGGAGGGAUUAAUCCAUUUACUCUCGACUGGGGACAGGUCAGAGAUAUCGCCUCUUUUCUUCCCCUGUAUUGAUCUGUCACAUCUCUCCGCAGAGUCGGGGAAGAGACGACCUUCAAUUCCUCCCCGCAUGUCAACAGAGUUGAGCUGUGACUUUAUUUGAUAAUGAGACCAUCACCUUGUUGGGUUGCUCUUUUAUUCCUCAAAGUACGACUGAUAGGAAUCCAACUCCAACGCCGGCACAGUCCACGUUUGCUGUGCAGAUACAGCCGCUUGAACACUUAGACUGACCGGGAAUAGUAGAUUGAUUGGUUUGAUUUGAUUACUGUGUCAUGCAUAAAUAAUAGGACCAGUUGUAAACAGGCUUACAAGAUACCUUUAUUAGGGAAAGGGAGCGGAAACUAUGAUAAAAAGAGUAAUGACGAAAAAAAUUUGAUGUUUUUUCCAAGCUUUAGAAACAACAAUAAAUUAGAAUUAAACAUACAUUCCUACUUUAAGGGGUUUGAGAAGCAUGGUCCGUUAUUGUCUGUGAAACAGAAGAUGUGUCAGAAUUUCUGCAUGAGGUGCUAAAUCAAGUCUGGUCCUCUAUCUCCUCCAUCCAGAGCGGGAAGGGACCCAUUGCCGCUGACGCCCCAAUGCAGCAACAAGGCACCUGGCCGGCACCAUCGCUCAACCAGGGCGUCCAAAGGAAGGUCACAGUGACAGGGCAGCAGCAACAGGGACCUGGAGGAACACCGCAGGCUGGCCGAGGGGGAAUGGGCAACCCACAGCAGAGCAGGGUAUGUCAUAACGAGCACUCUUGUGCUUAGGACACCAGGAACCAUUUCUCCUAAAAGAUAUAUAUAUUAAUAGUGCAGAGUUUGGCCUGUGGAAUAAAAAGAAGCUAAAAUGUCUCCUGUAAAGUUAUCCUGUGCCUCUGGCACCAACCUGGCAUUCAGGAGACAUACCAAUCGAGCAGCAGUGGUAAUAAGACAGGACAGUAUGCCAGGUGCAGGAGUAUUGACAAGCUGAGAGCAGUGUAACACAGGGGGCUACACAAGGUCCCCUGGCCUCUCUGCACGCCUGUCACCACCAGGCUGCUGUCACACUUCCCAUACUCACUGACGCUGACAGGGUAAGGCAGUCACCAUAACGCUUGCAUGGCUCCUCUCCCUUUCAUGCUCCCCCGCCCCCAACACACACACACAUACAUAUCCCCUCUACCUCCUCUACCAUCUUCCGGGGGUCUCCCCUCCUCCUUCUCCUCCUCCUCCUCCUUCUCUUCUUCCUCUGUAGCGGAGGAAACAUACCUCUCACUCUCAAGCUCAAAUGAAGAUAUGCCAUCCCACAUGCAUCAUGUUCUGACGUUGAUGCUCUAUGUAGAAAUAUGAUAAGUCAAUCAUGUGAACGCCUGGCAUGUCUGAGAGGAAAACAGUGUUUUCACAUUUUACUGCGAGCCGAGAGGCUCCUCAGCACGCAGUAAGACGCAGAAUUAAAACAUCAACAUGCCGGUUCAAGAAACGAAAGCUUUAGUCUUUGUUGUUCGUCUCUCUCUCAACACUCUUCCCUCGUGAUAUUAUUUUCAAAAACAAACGUGGUUUAAAAAAAAUGAUGAUGUCGUAGGUUGUCGUGUCGGGACGGGGUCGAGGUAGAGGGGGUGGUCCAGUGGGUCGUGGUCGUCCAAUGUCCACCAGACAGAGCCAAAGAAGUGAAGAGAGUGAACGCUGUACUGUGUCCAUCGAGGGCCUCUCCACAUCCACGACCGACAUGCAACUGAAGAACCUGCUCAGGUCCAUCGGGCCCAUAGAGGUAAGCAAACCAGAUUUAUUUAUUUUUGUUUUCUCUUCCUUUAAGUCUCAUUAUGUCUUUAAGGCUACUAAUCUGAAAACUCAAAACUCACAAAAUUAACUCCAACAAAUUAACUAAAGAUAUAACUAACUGUGAGGACGUUGUCAGUGAAUGAUAGAUGCAUUGAACGCUGUACUUUUACUCAGCACAGUCGAGAUAAUUACAUUGUCUUAGUGUGAUCCCAUAGCGCCCUCUGUCGCAGUGAUUAGGUUAGGAGCGCGGGUCAAUGCUUCAAUCAAUCUCCAUCCUCCACCCUCACUCCCUCUUGCGGAUUAAAGGAGAAUAUAUCCCUGCUACUUUUUUUUUUUUUUUAACUUAAUCGUCCCUUUUCUUAUUGCAGAUGUUCAAAAUGAUGCCGCAGCAGAGGAAAGCAGUCGCCAAAUUUUCGACUCCCCAACAUGCAGCGAGUUUUCAAAUGAGCUUCCACAGGUAACACACGUCCCCACUUCUUUUUUUUUUUUUUUUUAAUCGUCAUUCAAGGAGCUAAUUAAAUGAUUUGGUCCUUUGCUUAGUUGCCUUUACAUGUCAGGAUUUAACUGCUGCAACACAACAUGUUGUUUUUUUCCCCUGCCUCUUGAGACGAUAGCUCAAACACUGUCAUCACAAUUACCACACAGGCACAUGAUUGAUUUGUCCCACAUUGAUGUGUCGCUGAUUGAUGGAUGAGGAGCACAAAAGAGCCGAAGAGAGAGAGAGAAAGAGAGAAGAGACCUGUUAGAAGAUGUCACUUUCUCCCAGCAUGGGGGGAGCCUCUUGUGCACAGCCUCUCACCUGGCGUAGGAUCAUUCCUGCAGCCCUUUUGUGGGUCAAACACAGUCAGCGUCUCUGCACAGAAGCAUCAUUCAACUUCAUCGACUGGGAACAGUGAAUAGAGAGACCUCUUCUGCGAGCAUGCAACUGUUCGACUUUGUCUAGCAAAAUGUCCAUUGUUGUAAAAUGGCACUGGAGAGACACUGGACAGUUCAUCUUACUCCAAUGUAGUAUGUUAAGACUGUUGUCAGCAUCUCACACGGACACUUUGUAGAUUUCUUUAACAGGAUAAUGGUUGCUCCUCUCAUAACUUGGAUGUAAAAAAAAGAACACAAUCUUUGCAGUCCUUACACACCAUACUCCAAAUAGUCCUUUUCGAUUAUUUCUGGUUUGCUGUUGGAUUGAAUACAGGAGGUGAUUGUAGCCAGCCUUUUUUCUCAUAGCAGUGUUUCUUGCCACCUGUAGAUGGCAGUAUUUCAUCACUAAUGGUGCUGUAGUCGCCCAGUUCAAGCCGGCUCUCGGGCGCAUUUGUGUUUCCAAGCAGUUUUUGGGCUAAUGACGCUACCUAGUGGAGGAUUUGUACAAAGACACAGAGGUGGAGGAUGUAAAAUCCGACACUCAGCAGUGACAGAGACAAAACUGGAGCAGGAUUUAACAUAGAUAUGGUUUCUUUGUCAAUUCUCUUUGUUCCGGGGGUUAUACAUGUAGUUCAUCUUGCAUGGAGUUUGUGGUGCUUUUCAGUUUCAGUGCUGCUUCUUUUGGGACAGAUUGUUUUGAUUAUCCCUGAUGUAGCUCAAACUCUCGGUCAUUUGGCGUUGUCCUAAAUUGUCGUUGGUUCUUUUAACUGUUACCUGGAAUCCACUUUGGUUUUUUCCCCUCAUGCCUUUUUGGAUUUGCAGUAUAUUUUAGUUGUAUGUGUGAUAACAGGACGGUUUGGUUUUGGUUUUUCAGUGAUGCUGAAUGUGAUUUUUUGGAAUGUGUGAGUCUAGUUUGAUUUUUUUAAAUAUUUUUUUUUUUUUACAUUAAAAUGUAUAUAGUUGGAUUUGAUAUUCAUCCUAUGGUUUGUCUGGUGGUUUGGACUGAAUUGCUUACAAUUCUAUUUUUGUGUCAUACACAUUAUGUACAUUUUUGCAAGGCUUACUGGCUCUGAAAUUAAUCUGCAUCCAAGUUGCGUAGUGUAUUUGGAAAGCUUGUUUUCACGCUGAGCCCAUAAUGUAAAUAACACAGGUUCCCAUAGAAAUUGAAUGCCCCUUUAAAGCUAUUAUUGUGAUAAAAUCUACUGUAAUAUCUCUAUUACGCUCUUCUUUAAAAAUACAUUCAUUCACAUAAGAGAGAAGGUCUUGAACAAUCUAAAACUCAUCACCAUUUUCAGACUUUCUCAUAGUUUACACUCUCGUUCAGGGAAUUCUUCCUCAUCACCGAUGGUCCUGAAUCGUCUAAUAUUUGAUUUCAGUUUCCAGCUCUUAAGUUAAAGCUCUGCUAGAACAAAUUUUGCAUUUAGGUUUACUUUAUUUCUUUUCACUCUCAUAGCUUUGUAUUCACUACAUAACAUUUCUGCCUCUCCAGCAUGAGUAACAAAAUCAGUUUGUUAAGACAUUAUCCAGGUUGAGUAAUUACUAAUGCUGUGUACAUAAAUCUGAGAUUUUGACAUAAAAGCAUCUGAGGGGGCAACCAUUAUCUGUGUAGUGAUCAUGUACAUAAGAAGACCAGAACUUUCUCCCAGUAUUUAGAUUCUUUUCAAGUUACGUUUUUGCUCAUGUUGUAUGGAGUUAAGCAUUUUUAUACGUAAGGAUAAGCUGAUGUGUCCAGACAUAGAUGAUUUUACAAGUGUGUAGUUCCUAAUUCACAUCCAAAAUGACGACUGACUGGACUGUCUUUCUGUUUCUAUCAGACAUUUGACACAAAAGUCUAAGGGAAAACAAAAUAAUAAAAACAUGGCCAAUAUACCCUGAGCAUGCAGGUAUGUGAAGCCAGUUCAACUUUAGCCAAAGAUGUGUGGUUGUGUUUGAUGUCCACGUGUCUGGUGCCUUUUAUGGUUUUAUAUCUUUCUUUAUUGUGCAACAUUUCGAUUCUUUUACAUAUUCUGUAAGGGCGUGGGUGCCAAAUUUGCAACACGUUACGCACACUUUAGAGGUAGUUAUAGCAUCUUCCAUUGAAAUGAAUACCACCCAAUGCAGAUUUUUGGGGAUGCCACUGAAUUCUGAUGUUGACGCAACUUGUUUCAUGAUGAGAAACGUGAGUUUUAGUUCGCCCUUUUAACUGUGAUGUCAUACUGAUGUUCAGCCUUUACCUGUUUGAGUCAAAGCAACAAGCUAAAUAAAUAAUGUAGCACUUUAAAUGAGCCUUUUUAUGCUAAGAUAAUUUUAACUCUUUGAGAUUAGUUUUAUUAAUUCAUCGUUGUUGAUCAAGCUGUGCAUCUGGAUGAUAUCACAGAUUCAGUCAAACUGGCUUCCAAGCUUGACAAAACAGCCUCAGUCCUUGACUGUAUUUUGAAAUCAGAUUAAUAAAUUUAGUGGUAUUACCCUUUAAUUAGUCAGCGCUUGAGAAAAGAUUGGAAAUGAGCUGCAUUUGGGCACUUCUUCACAAGAUUCUGAAGGUGCAUGAGUUUUAAAGGUAUUAUAAAAUUUUGAGGUUCAAAAAUGUCUUUUCUCCUCAAUGUUCUCGUUGUGUUUUGUAAAACAUGAAGUUGUGUGGUUACAAGUUUUUUUUGUAUGUUGUACAGUUGUUCUAAACUGACUUCUUUAUGUUUUUAUUCCUUUUGUUUUGAGUUGACCUUACGUAGAGGUUUUUGUUCCAUAAUUCUAUGAAUUGAAUGUUUUUCAUGUUGUGAAUUACAUUUGAGUAUUGGAGCUGCGGUGAAUCCUGUGGAUUUGAAUAAGUAUUGGCCAUGCCGGUGGUAUUUCUAUAGUUACAAGACUUCUGGUCUUGUUCAGAAAAAACAGAUUCAUAUUGAAUCUUUUUGUAUCUUAAUUCUAAGUACAUAUGUACCCAGUUUUUCUAGAACUUUUAGAAACACUCUACUUUUCAAGUUAAUUUACUUGAGGAAUUGGUGCUUGAUGAGCUGCUUGUCUACAGUCUGUUUUUAAUUAUCAGACAGUUUUUCCAAACAUCUCAACUCACAUGGUUAUUGUCGGGUAUUUCAACCGUGGGAUAUCUCUGGGGCUCUUGUGUUUUCAUAAGAGACCUUUUUAUGGCUGCUGAUGACUUACAUGAGACUGUGUUAGAUUCAAGUCUUAGACUUAACAGGUUAGGUUCCACAUGAUUUGACUUCUAACAUCUUUUUCCAAACAGGUCCUUUUGAUGAUCGAUGGUGGAGAGACUUGGAAAUGAUCUUAUCUUUUUUUUCUUUCAGGUCUGUGUUUGCUGCCACAUGUGUGUUUGCUAUCUCUAAAAUCAAAGUUAAUGGACCACACCAAAGGUUUAGCAUGUUAGAGGAAAAGUCAGGGUUUGAAGUUGCUGAAACCGCAACUCAAAACUCAACUCAAAUCCAGAUGUUGGUUGUAGUUCACCCUGGCGUUGAAUUAAAACAAACCAGAUGAAGAUCAACGAUAUCGCAUUAUCUUUGCUUUACUCAUUUUUGGUUCAGUCCUAUUUGCAUGAUAAUGGAGUUGGAUAUUAUUGGCUUCUUCAUUUCGGUAUGGCUUUUUUGGGAAGGUCCAACAUCUGAAAUUUGACUUGGGUGCUUUGUGAUUUGCUCGUCUUACGUAAUACUCUAGAUCAACUUAAAAAACUCUGGCAGGUCAUUUGAAACUUUUCAACUCUAUUUUGAAAGCUUCUCCAAAUUUCUCUGAGGCUUCUCUUUCAAGCUUGUUCGACAAAAUUUUGUUUGCUGAAUGUUUCAUGAAACUUAUUGCUAAAGUCAACUUGUGCUCAAGAAGAUACAGCUGUUCUCCUCAGUUUGUGUUCUUGGGUGUUAGAAUUUUUAAUGGCUGCAUGUUAUUCACUUAAAACCGUAUAUUUUAGAUUAAAUUUCUUCCUUUUGUUCGUACCAGCCAGAACCAGCCCAUUACUUGUCAAAUGGCCUGCAUCGAACCUGAUUAAAGUGAACUUUUUACCUUUUUUAACGAUUAGACUUAGCAGUAUUGACUUGCUAAGCCUUUGGCAUGGUCCAACUGUUUGGUGCUCCUGGUUUAAAGUCAACUGGCUGCAAAGAUGAUUUCUUUUUGGUUUCACUGUUGAGCUUUGAGACACCUGAGAUGAUCAUUAAUCACGCUGGUGUCACCAUAUCACCUAAACCUAAGUGUCCGUAUGUUCGUUUCUACACAGCUUACCGACGGAGCGAGCAGAUGACCAGAUACGUCUUUGUCUUCGUCAAUUUUCCUAUCCUUUCUUCCUCACCUAACACUGUAGGUUUUCUUUUACAGCCACCCGGGAACGAAGACUUUACUUAAGCUUGCCUUCCUCACUUAGUAGUUUAGGCCACAUUUCCUUUCAUUACUGCUUUUCCUGCCACCGCUGUUCUUCCAACUUGCAUAUAAAUGACUCAUCCUGAACUUAAGACUUCUGUACCAAGCAGGGGGACCUACCUGGAUUAUUUGUUAGCCCGCUGGAUGGAGGUUUCCAUCUCUGUGAUGACAGCGCGGUUCACAGGGCAGACACGUUACUCUAAAGCUGCUUUAUGGCUUUCACUGCACCAAAAGUCAUCCUGACAUCUUGACAUGAGUUUGGUUGGAUUUUGAAAAGACACUGCAGUGGUUUCCUGAUCUUGAACAUUCGGUGCACACAAAAAUGACUGAAAACCAACUAGAAGGUUGACUGAAAGUGUUAAUGAUCAAUCCUGUUGUGUGUUCACAUUUCUAUGUUAAACACAAAGUUAUCAUGUUUUGUAUUUGAACAUUUGGAUAUCACUGUGAUUUGUCAUGAUAAUGUGAAACUGGAUUUUCCAAAGAAAUUGUUGUUUGGAUAAAAAAAUGGAUGAACCUUAAAGAGAUAAAAUAUGUUGAAUUUGAUACCAGAAACUUGUGAAAAAUAAACAGUUUGCCUUUAAACAGAUG